Molecule: messenger RNA, 2187 nt
Organism: Adineta ricciae
Lineage: Eukaryota; Metazoa; Rotifera; Eurotatoria; Adinetida; Adinetidae
Source: the annotation of a GenBank genome assembly
AUGUCGAAUGAAAAUCAAUUUCAAAUACAAUAUUUUAUCAAUCAAAUCUGCUCUUGUGAACAGGUUUCGCCAAAAUUGAUCGUCAAGACGCAAUCGAUCAUAUCCGAUCCUGAGUACGUAAAGGCGUGCCUUGAAAGCACUUUGAAUGAUUUAUCCGAAAAUGCUCAACUGAUGUCCGAUGUUGAUCUACUGGUUUUCUAUAUAAAACAUUGGAAAAACUAUCGGCUCAUGUGUGAUGCAUUUCAGGAAGAAAAACAAAUCGAAAACAUCAGUGUGACUUCGCAACGCAUAUGGGAAAAAAUUUUGAUCAAAUCGUUAUUCUCCCGUGUGACAAAAGCGUGUUUGAAUGCAAUCGAUGAACAUCGGAAUAAUCGAUUAAAUCUCGAUCCGAAUAUCAUCAAUGAUGUUCUCAAUAUUUAUUCUGAUGAAAAUUUAUACAAAUUAAUCAAACAAGACAAGAUCAACCGAACGAUCACUGACAUCUACAUCGAUUGCUUCGAAAGUCAAUACCUUCAAAAUGCACAAAAGUUCUUCUCCGAUCGAAAAAACCACUUACGAGCAGGUGAAAUAAUCGAAUAUCUCAUAUCGAUAUCGAAUUAUCUUCACAAUGAAUUGACAUUUGCCAGACGUUAUCUACCAGAAGAAAGAUCCACAUUUAGCGAUUUAACUGAUAUAUUAGAACAUUUGUUCUUCUUCGGAAAUAUUUUCCAUAAUGUAUGGAACGAUUUGGAGUUACUCGCCGAACAAGAAAAUCAUUUUCAAAUUGCGAAUUUUUACAAAGCGAUCAAUCAAGUGCCGAGGAUCAAAAAUGUGGUUGUAGAAUUGAUUGAAACGGAGUUUUAUCACAGUGAGUUACUCGUCGAACAAGAAAAUUAUUUUCAAAUUGCGAAUUUUUACAAAGCGAUCAAUCAAGUGCCGAGGAUCAAAAAUGUGGUUGUAGAAUUGAUUGAAACGGAGUUUUAUCACAGUGGUCGCAGAACUUUUCGAUCAGUGGAUAAAGAUGCCAUGGAGGACCCGAAAGUUUAUCUCGACACAAUGAUAAACAUUCGCAUGAAAUUGGCAAAAUUUAUGCAAGAUGAUUUAAAUAAUGAACUUGGACUGAAAAAUAUCUUCGAUAAAGUUUGUCUGCAACUGAUGCGUACAAAUGUUCUGAAGCCAAUAGGAAAGAAAUUAUCUGAAUCAUUAUGUGAAUAUUUGGAUGUACUGUUGAGAAAAGACAUUCGAACGUUAGAAAAAGCGAAUUUGACAGAAAAACUAAAUGAAUCGACGAUAUUUUAUGAUUACAUCGAAGACAUCGAUACAUUUGAAAAUCUAUAUCAAAAGCGAUUGAUGCAACGCUUGUUUCGACAACUGAGUAUCUCAAUUGAACUUGAAUUACUUUUAAUAACAAAUUUACAGGAAAUCUGCGAACAUGAAUCAACGAAGAAAUUUAGACAAAUGUGCAAAGAUAUUUCCAACAGUGACAGACUGAAUAUGUACUAUGGAAAGUAUCCCGAAUCUGAAAAGAUUUUCGUAACGAUUCUCAGUUCAACAGUCUGGCCGUUUUCGCCUCCAGAUGAAAUUCUUCUCCCACACGAAUUAAAAAUCAGCUACGAUCACUUUUCCAAGUGUUUUACCAACUAUUCCAAACGAAAAGUUCUCAUUUUACUUCCUCAAUAUUCACAUGGCGAAUUGGAAGUUUGUUUUAACUCACUCAAAUACAUUUUCCAAGUUUCUCUCUAUCAAAUGCUUGUUCUAUUGUUAUUCAACGCCAAUGCGACUAUCACGAUCAAACAAAUACAAACUGAAACACAAAUGUCGCUCAACGUUAUACACGACGUGCUCUGCAAUUUAUCGGAAAAGAAAAUCAUUGUUUGUGAUGAGUUCGAGAAUUUAAAUCGUCAGAAAUCGUCCAUUCGAUUAACCAAAGAUUUUCAAAACACGAAAAUGCACGUGAAAUUAUGCGCGCCAUUUAAUUGUACUGAAGCAACGAAGAACAACGAUAAGAAAUUUGCGAUUCAGGCAGUCAUCAUUCAAAUCAUGAAAACGAAAGAAACGUUAUUUAUCGAGUCAUUAAUUGAUGAAGUAAUGACCGAAAUGAAUCAACCGAAUGAAAAUAUUAUUCGAAAUUGCAUUGAUCGAUUGAUCGAACAGGAAUAUUUAGAACGCGAUUCAAGACGAAGUAACCUUCUACAUUAUUUAUUGUGA